Aegilops tauschii subsp. strangulata is the source of this 1202-nucleotide messenger RNA. RefSeq lists its product as uncharacterized. The record is from RefSeq and is a predicted model, not a curated record. NCBI's taxonomy places the organism in Eukaryota, Viridiplantae, Streptophyta, Magnoliopsida, Poales, Poaceae.
AUGUCUAAGCGUCAGCACUCGCACCUCGAUGUCGACCGCACCGGGAAAAGGCCGCGUCGUGUGCCAAAGAAGCACCUCUACCUGGUGUUGGAUGAUUGGCACAAGGGUUUCAGCAUCCACAGGAUCGACAUCGACGCCUUGCAGGACACCACCACCGACCUGCACCAUGGGUUCUCUGACCCCGCUGCUCUCCGGUUAGCCGCACCGGUAAAACGUCUUCACAUGGAGUUCGCCGCCAUGGGCAGCGACAUCUUCAUCACCACCAACCCAUGCUGUCCACACACUCCCGCCCUCGUGUUCGACACCGAGACGGCUGGGCUCACCAUGGGCCCCCGCCCACCGGUUCGACUCAUCGACACGACCACCUUCACUGUGGCUGCCGGUGGCAUGCUGUACGCGUUGACGCAUCGCCAUGUCCACGAGCAGCACUCUUUCGAGGCCAUGUCGUGGGCGCCAAUGGACAAGGACGAGCCGUGGCCGAGCCCAACCAUGAGGUGGUCCUGGAAAAGUGUGCCCUCGCCGCCACCAUUCGCCAUGGAUGACGUGAUCACCUCUUACGCACUGCACCCGGACGGGCACACCAUAUUCAUGUCUGCGCAUGACAUACGCUAUCAUCAUCUUCCAAAGGGCACCUUCUCCUUCGACACCAGGACUUCCGAGUGGAGGUUGCAUGGGGAUUGGGCUCUACCGUUCCAAGGACAAGCCUACUACGACAACGGGCUAGACGCAUGGGUCGGGCUUCAUAAGGACGGGUAUAUCUGCUCCUGUGAAGUCGCCUCCCCCAGCAGCACAAGUGCGGUGGAGCCGGAGUGGAAGGUGACCAAGGAGAAGCUGUUCCACAAGGACCCGGAGAGGCGGCUGGCAUUUGCGAGGCCCAGUCUCGCGUACAUGGGCGACGGCAGCUUUUGCCUUGUGGAGUCUGUGCUACGCGAGGGAGUGGAGUUUAAGUGUGCCUUUGGUGACCGUGAUGGCUGUGUGCUCCACAUGAGCACGUUUGGUCUUAAGUAUGAUCGUAGGGGAGAACUGCAAACCACGCGCCACCACACUAACUCCUUUGUAGUGUCUAAGCAUCUCCAGACAGUUUCUCCUGUAGUGUUCUGGAUGUAGAGCUAUUCGUUGACAUGUUUUAUGCAAACCAUGUCCGAGAGUAAAGUAAGCUAUGUAUUAUAUGUGGCAGUAUAAAGAGAAAUAAAACAGAAGUC